CUUUUUUUUUUCUCUUUUCUUUUCUUUUUUUUUCUUUUCUUUUCUUUUUGUUUCAUCUUUUCUUUUUUAUACAUACUUUCAUAGGAUGCAAUCCAUCAUAUUAUUAUUCACUCUGUUCGUUUUCGCAUCAGCUCAACUUGUUCGUAUUCCACUUGAACGACGUCAAACAGUCUCUCCAUCUGGUCUCACCAAAGAAACAUUGAUCGAUGAUGGUGGUUUGUUGGUUGGCAACAUUCAAGUUGGUACACCACCUCAAUCAUUACCUGUAGUAUUUGAUACAAGCUUUUCCCUUACCUGGGUACCUGCAUCAAAAUGUCAUACAAGCGAAUGUCGUGCUGCUCCUAGACGUUACAAGGCAUUGAAAUCUAAAACUGCUGAAAAUUUACACCAAAAACGGUCCAUCAAGUUUGAUGAUGGGUGUAUCGAUGCCUGCCUUUAUACUGAUACCAUUACUGUUGCUGAUCGAACCAUCUCCAAUCAAUUAUUUGCUUCUGCAUAUCAUGUCACCGGUAGUUUAGGUGAUAACCAAUAUCUGGGUAUGCUUGGUUUGGGCGGAUUUCAAGACAACGGUACCAAGUGGUUGGAAUCAAGUGACAAAGUCGAUCUCAGUCAUCGAGGUCUUCGUCGACGCCAAGCGCCACCACCAAACUCUAAUACAUUUGCGCAAAACUUUUUUGGCACAGCACAAACAAAUACUCCAGCUGUGAUGGGACUUUCGACACCUGUUAGUGGGGGUACUCUCAAUAAACGAUGGUUCGAUGCUCAAUUUAUUCUUGGUGGUGUGGAUCAUGACAUUUAUCAAGGAUCUGUGGCGUAUUUUUCUCUACCUGAUUGUGAUUACGGUGAUACCAAGUAUUGGAAAGCCUAUAUCAAUGCAGUCCGUCUGGGUGACCAAGUGGACCUUAAACUCGCACAUAAAUCCAUGGUUCAACUCAGUUCCGGCACCAUGAUCAUCUCUGCUCCCAAAUGUCAAAGUGAAGUUUUACAUGCCGCCAUUGGUGCUACCUCAUCAUCAACCAACUCAACAACAGGUACUGUCACUGUGUAUCGACUUGAAUGUGCCAAGGUAGAACAAUUACCUCCUUUGGACUUUUAUUUCCAUGGUUAUAAAGUUUCCAUCCCUUAUUAUGCAUGGUUCCGUACCGACUCUGCUGAACCUCAUAUGUGUAUCUCGAUGAUCCGUGAUGAUCCUGUGGAAACAAAGUUAUGGACAUUAGGUGGUGCUUUCUUGAAUCAAUUCUAUCAUAUCUAUGACUUUGGAAAAUCGCGAGUGGGUUUAGCCAUGCAUCGUGGAUACAACAAUGCUACCAUUGUCUCUUUGGAUUAGGUUUUUUCCACUUUAUUGUCACCAUGCCACUUUUAUUCCAUUAUAUAUAUUGUAUUCUUUAUUUUUUGUAUCUUCUUUUUAUUCUCCACUCAUUCUUUAUAUACAUAUACAUCACUCCUUUUUUUUUUUUUUUUUUUAC
This is a messenger RNA of Halteromyces radiatus, 1466 nucleotides long. RefSeq names its product aspartic peptidase domain-containing protein. Gene Ontology annotation, biological process: proteolysis. NCBI's taxonomy places the organism in Eukaryota, Fungi, Mucoromycota, Mucoromycetes, Mucorales, Cunninghamellaceae. Gene Ontology annotation, molecular function: aspartic-type endopeptidase activity. The record is from RefSeq and is a predicted model, not a curated record. The transcript is spliced from 7 exons. Bases 86 to 1327 code for a protein of 413 amino acids.